Thyridium curvatum is the source of this 1404-nucleotide messenger RNA. RefSeq lists its product as uncharacterized. Gene Ontology annotation, cellular component: inositol phosphoceramide synthase complex. Gene Ontology annotation, molecular function: inositol phosphoceramide synthase activity. The record is from RefSeq and is a predicted model, not a curated record. Gene Ontology annotation, biological process: inositol phosphoceramide metabolic process; sphingolipid biosynthetic process. The transcript has 2 exons. NCBI's taxonomy places the organism in Eukaryota, Fungi, Ascomycota, Sordariomycetes, Thyridiales, Thyridiaceae. The coding region runs from base 1 to 1404 and encodes 467 amino acids.
AUGGACUCCGCGGGGCUGGAGUCAGCGCCUGAAUGGCAGAGCGGCCAUGUCUGGAAGAUGCCCGAAUGGGUCGAGCCCGUGGGCAUCGUCGGCAUCCUCCUCACGGCCAUGCUGGCCACCCGCCGGAGAAACUACUCCAUCUUCAGCGGCGAGCCCUACACCAAGCGGCCCGCCUACUCGCGCGCGCCCCCCUCCUCCGCCAGCCCCUUCGACUCGCCGCGCUCCUCGACCUCGCUGGCCUCGGGCGACUCGGAGCUGUCCCUGCUGCGCGCCAGCCUGCGCAACAACCUCGCCUCCUCCUCCUCCCACCCGCCCAAGACGCGCCGCCUGCUCGGCCUCUGGACCAUCCGCACGCCCAACUCGUCGCGCUUCGCGGGCCACUACCACAGCCGCGUCCUGCAAAAGUUCCCCUUCCUCGUCGAGAUGUUCUACUGGGUCGUCACCUACUUCUUCUACCAGCUGACGGCCGUGCUGUCGCGCGUCUGGUGGGGCGGCACCAAGGGCCUCUGGGACGUGGCGCAGGACCACGCCAUCGCCAUCCUCGAGCUCGAGGCCGUCGCCCUCGGCGCCGGCGGCCUGCAGGGCACGCGCCGCUGGGCCGAGUGGCGCAUCCAGCAGUGGUUCCUCGCCGGCGCCGACGCCGCCGACUGGCGCGGCGUGGGGCUCACCGUGCUCAACCGCGUCUACGCCCUGAUCCACAUCCCCGGCACCGUCGGCUUCAUCGCCUUCUACUACUGGUUCGCGCCCUCGCACGUGCGCUUCUGCACCGUCCGCCGCACCAUGUCCCUCGUCAACAUGUUUGCCUUUCUGAUCUUCCUCGGCUACCCCUGCAUGCCGCCGCGCUUCCUGCCCAGCGAGUUCGGCUUCGUCGACACGGUCAACGCCGAGGACGCCCAGAGCGUCUGGAUGUCGGGCCAGUACGUCAACAAGCUGGCCGCCAUGCCGAGCAUGCACUUUGGCUACGCAUUCUGCAUCGGCUGCGUCUUCGUCUACGAGUCGGGCUUCCUGCGCGGCGUGCUCAACAAGGGCGGCCGGCUGAUGAUCGGCGGCGCGAGGGACGACCUCGAGGAGAGCGCGCUCAAGCUCGACGACGACUAUUGCUACCACUCGGAGUCGGCGGCGGCGCUCGCGACGCCCGCGCCGAGGACGGGCGUCGAGCGCAAGCGCUCCUUCCGCUCGCGCCUCUUCUUCCUCUUCUUCGGCCUCUCGUACCCGAGCCUGAUCCUGCUGGCCAUCGUGGCCACGGGCAACCACUACUUUGCCGACGCCGCCGUCGCCGCCCUCAUCGUCGCCAUGGCCUACGUCUGCAACCGCGUGCUGCUGGUCUUCCUGCCCGUCGAGGACUACCUGCUGUGGGCGCUGCGGCUCGAGAAGCCCGUGCCGACGGUCGGGUUGAGGAGGUAG